AUGAGCCAUACUAUUCUCCUCGUCCAAAAGACACAGGCCGCCUCCAGCAAAACCUACAUCGAAUGCUCCUCUGUCGCAACAGCCAUGGAUGAGGUGAUCAAGAUGUACGAGGAGUACUUGAAGAACAAAUACCCAAACAAGGAGCGGAUCGAGUUUGAUGUCAAUGAGGUCCUGGAUAUGGUCUUCAACCUCCCCGACUGUGCAGCACUCGU
This is a messenger RNA of Linnemannia hyalina, 212 nucleotides long. NCBI's taxonomy places the organism in Eukaryota, Fungi, Mortierellomycota, Mortierellomycetes, Mortierellales, Mortierellaceae. The record is from the annotation of a GenBank genome assembly.